CACCUCCUCCAUAUUCCCCCCACCCAACCGCAACCUGGAGCCGAAAAAAAGGAGAAAUACAAGCAAAUGCUACGGACCGCCAAGGAAUUUUUUUGGGAUCGGAAAACAUUCUCCCUUCUCCACCACCGCCUUCGCUCCUUGUACCUCGCCCCGUCUCCCUCCACACCGCUGCUAUCCAGAACUCGGAUCGAUCGCUCCUCGUCGCGUCGACUGCCAAGAUGGAUAAGCUCAGUGGUUCUGCACGUCUUAUGAUUGUUUCAGAUCUUGACCAUACAAUGGUUGAUCAUCAUGACGAGGAGAACUUGUCCUUGCUUAGGUUUGGUGCCCUGUGGGAAUCUGUUUACUGCCAGGAUUCUCUACUUGUCUUCUCGACUGGAAGAUCACCAACUCUUUACAAGGAAUUGAGGAAAGAGAAGCCUAUGCUGACGCCAGACAUCACUAUCAUGUCUGUUGGCACCGAGAUAACAUAUGGGGAGGCAAUGGUUCCUGAUGAUGGCUGGGAAGAAUAUCUGAACAAUAAGUGGGACAGAAAUAUUGUCGUAGAAGAAACUGUGGGCUUUUCUGAGCUGAAGCUUCAGCCAGAGACAGAACAGCGCCCGCACAAGGUCAGCUUUUUGGUUGAUAAGAAGAGUGCCCAGGAAGUGAUAAAAUCUGUUGCCGAGAGGUUGGAGAAACGUGGGCUAGAUGCCAAAAUAAUAUAUAGUGGUGGCCAGGACCUUGAUAUAUUACCUCAAGGAGCUGGAAAGGGCCAAGCACUUGCAUAUUUGCUUAAAAAGCUAAGCUCAUGUGGAAAACCGCCCAACAAUACUCUUGUUUGUGGUGACUCUGGUAAUGAUGCAGAAUUAUUCAGCAUCCCUGGUGUACAUGGUGUCAUGGUUAGCAAUGCCCAAGAGGAACUACUUCAGUGGUACACAGAAAAUGCGAAGGAUAACCCGAAGAUAAUUCAUGCAAAUGAGAGAUGCGCAGCUGGUAUUAUACAAGCUAUUGGACACUUCAAGCUAGGACCUAACAUUUCUCCUAGAGACAUGGAGUUCCCUUAUGCAAAGGAAGCCUCUUUCAAACCUACAGAUGCUGUAGUAAAGUUCUACGUUCUCUAUGAGAAGUGGCGCAGGGCUGAGGUUCCAAAGUCUGAUUCAGUUAUAAAAUACUUCAAAGACAUCACUCAUGCAAAUGGAGUUAUCAUCCAUCCUGCUGGGCUUGAACUCUCACUCCAUGCAUCCAUUGAUGCAUUGGGAUCAUGUUAUGGUGACAAACAAGGGAAAAAGUACCGAGCAUGGGUGGACAGACUUUUUAUCACACAGACUGGUUCAGAUAGUUGGGUGGUGAGAUUUGACUUGUGGGAAUCAGAAGGUGAUGUCCGUGUGUGCUCUCUGUCAAGUCUUGCUUUGGUUCUAAAGGCUGAAUCCCCCGAGGGCUUUGUGCUAACCCACAUCCAAAAGACAUGGCUGAAUGGAUACUCUUCAGGGGUUGAGCAGGCGUCUAAGCUGUAGAGCAAUAUACAGUCUCCGCUCGCGAUUGGAGUUUUCUUGAGGAUAGAAUAGAAUAAUGUAUCUACUUCAUCUGAGAAAAACUUUUUUCUCUUGUUUAUAAUGUUAACUUCCCAAAACCUCACUGGGAGGAUCUCCAGGGAGAGGAUUUGGUGCGUAAAGAUAAAUGUUCUGUCUCAUGGCUUUCAUGAGAAGAUGAAAUAAUUGAUUCAUCUUGGUAUAUAUUUACGAAUCUUGUUGAAUAAUGCA
Molecule: messenger RNA, 1736 nt
Organism: Sorghum bicolor (sorghum)
Lineage: Eukaryota; Viridiplantae; Streptophyta; Magnoliopsida; Poales; Poaceae
Product: sucrose-phosphatase 1
Exons: 9
Coding region: 219-1490 (423 amino acids)
Biological process (GO): sucrose biosynthetic process
Molecular function (GO): magnesium ion binding; sucrose-phosphate phosphatase activity
Source: RefSeq, a predicted model, not a curated record